AAGAGGUAACUCCAGUCAAAAUGAAGGCACUCAUCGUUCUUGCAGUUGUGGUUCUGGCAUGCCUUCGGCCUGGCUUUGGUGCUCUGGUUCUGAAAGGUCCAGCAGACCCCGUUCUGGAGGGAGAGGUUGUGUCUCUAGAGUGUGUGGACACAGAGAAUGAGUACAACAUGAGCAUGGUCCACUUUGAGAUGUACUCCAAGUACAUGGAGAAGUGGUACAAACUGGAAGAAGAGGAUGAACUAGGGUACUCCUUCCGCCGCUGGUGCUCUUACUGGUAUAGUACUAAUGUGAGACGUGAGGAUGGGAAACUGACUUUGUUGAUAAGCAGCAUGCAGACCCGUUACUCCGGCCCAUACCGCUGCACCCCCGAUGUCGCCAUGGCAACCCUGAACUCCUCCGAGCCUCUCUUUAUCCCGGUGCACUAUAUGCGAGAGAUUUCCGUGCGUAGGGAGGGUGUUAGCUCCUACAACCGUUACUUAACCUCCCUGGAAGACCUCCGAGUGUCUCUAGGUGAAAACGUGGAGGUGGAGUGCUCCGCCUCCUCCUCAGAGACUCCAGAGUACACCUGGAUGAAGGAGGGAGGAGACUGGAUUCUGCCUUCCAACAAGCUGAAACUGGACCAGGUGAGAGAACUGGAUGGAGGAAAGUACACCUGCACAGCCCGCCAUCCGAAUGUGAAGUCCCUCCUCAAAAGCCACACCAUCAGCAUCACUGUGCUGCCAGAGGACGCUCCAUGGUACGAAUCCACCAACGGCAAAAUCAUCCUCAUGACUUCUGCCGCGGGCCUGAUGCUACUGGUUACCGUCUUGUCUAUGACGGCCUUCCUUUGUCGCCGGGCGAAGAGGAGAAAGAGCAAGGGCCCUAUUGAUGACCGCUCCCAGAAGAAACCUAUCUAUACGGCCAGUGUGGAGUCUCUGCCCUCCACCACCGGAGACAAACAACCCCUGGUGUAGGAAGUGAGAUGGAUGGCGGAGAGCAGUGGAGAAGAUGAGGGAGUUGUGGGUUGGUGCGGAGUUGAGGGAGGAAGAGGUCACCAGAAGAGGAUAAGUGGUGGUUUUGAUUAUGGAUGGAGGCGGACAGGUGGGAAUGGAACACGUACACAGGGAGUCUUGGAUGAGCAGUGAGAUUAAAUAUAUUAUAUCUGUAAAAAAAAUGGGUUGUAUACAUGAUUGGUAUAAAUGAUUGUGUUUCUGAGGCCGUUCCU
Messenger RNA from Chanos chanos (milkfish), 1204 nucleotides. RefSeq names its product carcinoembryonic antigen-related cell adhesion molecule 18. Gene Ontology annotation, cellular component: plasma membrane. Gene Ontology annotation, biological process: cell adhesion. The coding region runs from base 21 to 953 and encodes 310 amino acids. The record is from RefSeq and is a predicted model, not a curated record. The transcript is spliced from 7 exons. Lineage: Eukaryota; Metazoa; Chordata; Actinopteri; Gonorynchiformes; Chanidae.